Messenger RNA from Paramacrobiotus metropolitanus, 2648 nucleotides. RefSeq names its product FACT complex subunit SSRP1-like. The record is from RefSeq and is a predicted model, not a curated record. Gene Ontology annotation, molecular function: DNA binding; histone binding; nucleosome binding. Gene Ontology annotation, cellular component: nucleus; FACT complex. NCBI's taxonomy places the organism in Eukaryota, Metazoa, Tardigrada, Eutardigrada, Parachela, Macrobiotidae.
GAAUGAUAUGUUGACGUCUGGGUCUGUGAAUGGUGACGAUGUAAUAGUAGUAAUUCUUCCUCCUUACAGGUUUUUACAGUUCUACUUUUCGAUGUCAAAAGUUCAAUCAAAAAACCACGAAUUUGGUUAAAGGAUUAACAUAAAGAUUUGGCAAUCUUCUUGUAGAUUUGUGGACAUCAAGAGAGAACUUCUAGGGGCAGUGCGAGCGAACGAACUGAUCUCCAGAAAAUUCACUCGCUCCGAAAUUGACUUGAGUUGCUGUCUGAUUGCAGCGAGCUGAUCGUGAAGUUCGUGAACCAUCAUGGAGAACGUCGCACUGUCACUAGAGUAUCGGAAUGCUCAGAUGGAACUGCGAGGAGUUUUGACUCCGGGCAUUUUGAAGUUCACUUUUCAAGGAGGUACCUUCGGAAACAGUAAAACUCGCAAAGUUCUCCAGCUUCCGUACAACGAAUGGGACUCGGUCAUUUGGAUGCGCAUUGCUGGAGGAUUUGGACUGAAAUUCUUCCUAAAUAACGGUCAAAUGUACCGUUUCUCUGGUUUUGUGGAUAAGGAAUUUGAGGAGCUGCAGAAGUUCAUGAAGAAAAACUACAAAGUGGAUCUCCGACCUGAAGAGAAGUCUGUCAAAGGAUGGAAUUGGGGAAGUGUUAAGUUCAAUGGGUCGGUGAUGGGGUUUAACGUGGAACGGCAGACUGCAUUUGACAUUCCUUUGAGUUACGUAUCACAGUGUACGACUCAGAAGAACGAAGCCAUCUUGGAGUUCCAUCCUAACGAUGAUGCCGCUGUUUCUCUGAUGGAAAUGCGUUUUUACAUUCCUCAAGAAGGAGCUGAAGGAGACCCAGUCGAGUCAUUCCACCAAAACGUCAUGUCCAAAGCGGAUAUCAUUCAAGCCACCGGAGACGCACUCCUUUCACUUCAGGAAGUUCCUUCGCUUACGCCCAGAGGUCGCUACGAACUCAAAGUGUAUCCGACGUUUCUGCAGCUUCACGGGAAAACCUUCGAUUACAAGAUUCCCUACAAUUCCAUUCUUCGUUUGUUCAUUCUGCCCCACCCGGACAAUCGCCAGAUGUUCUUCGUGCUGAGUUUGGAUCCACCAAUUAAGCAAGGCCAAACGCGGUAUCCUUUCCUCAUCCUUAAUUUCAAGAAAGAUGAGGAUCCGUUAGAAGUUGAUCUGGAAAUUUCUGAGGAAGAUUUGAAGAGCAAGUACGACGGGCGUUUGGAACGGCACAUUGCAGGGCAGACAUACGAAGUAUUGGGUCGUGUGUUGAGAGGGCUUGUAAACAGAAGAAUUACGGUUCCGGGGCAGUUUAAAGGCGCCUCGGGAAGCUCCGCCAUUAGUUGUUCAUACAAAGCAGCCGCUGGAGUACUGUAUCCACUAGACCGCGGCUUUAUUUAUGUUCAUAAACCAGCCUUGCACAUAAGGGACGAUGAAGUUGCAGCGGUGAAUUUCGCCCGCAGUGGCGGUAAUACGCGGUCUUUCGAUUUUGAAAUCGAGACGAAAAAUAGCAUCACCCACACCUUUAGCAGCAUUCAAAAAGAAGAAUAUUCGAGACUGUUUGACUUCGUUAACAGUAAAGGACUGCGAGUGAAGAACCGCGGCGAUAAGGAGGAUGUAUCCACUCGGAAAAAUCUGGAUGAAAUCUUGGACAGUGAUGUUGAAUCGGAGCAUGAUGCUUAUUUGGAGCAGGUCAAAAAAGAAGGCGCAGAACGAGAUAUGGAUGAGGACGAAGAAGACGAAGAUUUCAAACCGCCUUCUGAAACCAGUGAUGUUGCUGAAGAAUUUGAUAGCGAAGCCAGUUCCUCUUCGGAGGACGAAGAAGGUGAAGGUGGGGAGAAGAAGCCCAAAAGAAAAAAGAAAGAAAAACGCCGUCAUCGGGAAGAAGAAGUGGGUGACGAUGAACGGAAAAAAGCGGAUAAGGUUAAAAAGGCCAAAAAAAGUCAAGAUCCCGAUCAACCAAAACGCCCGGCAUCUUCCUAUAUUCUUUAUUCCAAUGACAUUCGUGCGAAAGUUCAAGCCGACAAUCCUGGAUUACCAUUAACAGAAGUGGCAAAGAAAAUCGGUGAAAUGUGGAAAGCGUUGCCAGAUAAAAAAAAAUGGGAUCAACUGGCAGCCGAAGCCAAGGAAGAGUACAACAAGAAGCUGUUGGAAUACAACAAAAACAAGAAAGAACGGGACUCGGAUACCGAGAAGGGCGCAAAACGGAAGAAGACGAAAGACGAAGGAAAGAAAAAAGCGUCGAGCUCAGCUACCACUUCCAAGGGGAGUCCGAUGAAAGUCAAAAGUGCUGAGUUUGUUGAUACGGAUAGCAGCUCCAGUUCCUCCUCAGACGCUGAGGAUCGCAAGCAGAAGGAGAAGACAAACGCUAAGAAGACUAAAAAGGAUGAAAAACCCGCGGCUAAAUCCGAUAAACGAGCAAAAACACCUGUGGAGCUGUCUUCGGAUGAUUCGGAUUGAAUUGUACAAACACGUGUUGAACUUCUUCGAAAGUGUUUUUUUACUGGAGGGUUUUCUAAUUUGAUUGAAUCUGAAGCGCUUGGUUUAUGGUUGUAGAAAUGUUGGGUUUUGAAACGUUUUGAGUUUUUAUCUGCGAUGUCAUUUCUGUAACGUACAUUUAUCGCCCUGUAUGUAUUAUAAAAAUGAAACCAGUUGA